AUGACAAUCUUUCUCUUCAACGGGUUUCUUCUACUGGGCUUCGUCGUAGCCUCAGUACCGAAUGUUUUCGUGAAUUCAUCGAAAUACGCGAAUAUAAUGGACCAGAAUCCGCUUCCGAAUACGUGCCGCUACAUCACAUCUAAUUCGGUAUUGGAAGCGCGAUGUUUCCAAUUGAGAUCGCACGAAAUCCCGUUAGAUUUGAAUCCGGACAUACAAGUGCUGAAUAUAACCAAAAAUAUGCUGGAAAUAUUGAAUAACGACAGUCUGCAUCCAUACAAGAAACUGGAAUUCAUCUAUCUACGUCACAAUUUCAUCUUUAUAAUCAAAGAGGCAGCUUUUGCCAAUCAGCCUUACCUGCAGGUGCUGGAUCUCAGGAACAACUUUUGCAAAGUUCUGCCUACAAGUCUUUUCCAAUUACCGUAUUUUCAUACGCUCUAUCUCGACUCCAACCAGCUCUACGAUUCCAUGUUAAAAGUGAAUGUCACCUCGCCUCUCAGAAUACUGCAGCUGUCCAAUAACAGACUAAACGUGAUCCCGAACAUAGGACUCCAGCCGACUCUCCUUAAUCUGAAUCUGGCCGACAACGAAAUCACCUCGAUCAGCACCGAGGAUCUGGCGCCGUUCUGCUCGCUAAAUGAUCUCGAUCUGACCUGGAGUAAUAUCAGAUUCAACGCGCGCAGCUGCGAUUGUCAGACGUUUAACGCCUGGGUGAAGCUGCGUCAGAUCAAAAUGAAGCCCAAACUUUACAAAUGCCCCUAUUCAUCGGCUCUAAACAAGACCUGCGCCAACGUGAGUUUCAGCAAUCGGACGUACGAGCUGUUUAACGAGUGUUUGGCCAUGAUGCAGCAGAUGAUAGAGGAGGACAUACAGCAGAAGAUGGAAAUGGAUAUACAGCAGAAGAUAAAGCCCGAAAAAUCUCGAUCGGUUUGGUUAAUCUUUGUCUCGUGUGUUUUGGUAUGCCUCUUCAUCGUCUUUGUGACGUUGUUUUGCGUGUACAAUUGGAAUUGUAGACAGUGCAGGAAACAGCAGGAGCAGCUAACGAUGAUCUACAACAAUACCGAGCUGAACACCGAGCUGCUCCAACAGCAAUCUGACGAUAAUUAGUCAAAUAAUGGCUAAUAGAACAUAGAGUUCUGUAAAAAGGGCUGUUUCUGGCGUCGACAAUAUGCAAGAGUAGAAUUUUACAUGAGAAGGGCGGGAUGAAAGUGUAAACGAGGCCUUAUCAGAAAUGAUCGAUCGAAAAGACGUCGAAUCGAUAUUGAUCCGACCAAUUCGACUUUGAUUCGACAUCAAUACGACGUCGAUUUAACUAUCAUUUCUGGUCAAAAGUUAUUUGAGAAAUUAACGAUGUUUUUGCUAUAAGCAAGAGAAAGAAAGAGCGAGAACUGUUGGUGUUUGUUGAAAGAAUUAAAUCAACAGUAAAUUCACAGAGAAUUUAAUUAAAUAUAU
Molecule: messenger RNA, 1449 nt
Organism: Nylanderia fulva
Lineage: Eukaryota; Metazoa; Arthropoda; Insecta; Hymenoptera; Formicidae
Source: RefSeq, a predicted model, not a curated record